AGCCGACUUGGGGCGCUGUCCGCGGUCGUGGCACCGGGUGCGAACAUCAUCUGCGGCAAGAUUCCGGGACUGUCGCCACGGCAGCGGGCGCUGUGCCGGAGCCGUCCAGACGCGAUGGUCGUGGUCGGUGAGGGCGCGCGGCUGGGAAUCGGCGAGUGCCGGCACCAGUUCCGAUUCAGCCGCUGGAAUUGCUUGGCGCUGGGUGAGGAGACGGUGUUCGGCCAGGAGCUCAAAGGCGGUAGCCGAGAAGCGGCCUUCCAGCACGCGGUGAUCUCGGCCGCCGUGGCGUACGCCAUCACGGCGGCGUGCGGCCGGGGCGACCGGAGCGAGUGCGGCUGCGACGGCGCCAAGCGGGGCGGCUUCUACGACGCGCAGGGGGGCUGGCGCUGGGGCGGCUGCUCGGCCGACCUCAGCCACGGCCUCGAGUUCUCGCGCCUCUUCGUGGACGCGCGCGAGGUCAAGCGGAACACGCGCACGCUCGUGAACCUGCACAACAACGUCGCCGGGCGCAAGGUGCUGGAGGAGAAGAUGAAGCCGGUGUGCAAGUGCCACGGAGUGUCGGGCUCGUGCACCACCAGGACGUGCUGGGCCACGCUGCCCCAGUUCCGCGAGGUGGGCUCCGCGCUCAAGCGCAAGUACGACGAGGCGGUCCACGUGGAGCCGGUGCACGCCGGCCGCUACCGCCGCCGCUACCCCGCCUUCCUCAAGACGAGGCGCUCGCGCGCCCACCGCAAGCCGCUCCGCACGGAGCUCGUGUUCACCAAGAGCUCGCCCAACUACUGCGAGGAGGACUGGCUGACGGGCAGUGUGGGCACGCGCGGCCGCCCGUGCGACCGCAAGUCGCCGCACGCCGACGGCUGCGAGCUGCUGUGCUGCGGCCGCGGCUACAACACGCGCCAGUACACGCGCUCGUGGCAUUGCGAGUGCAAAUUCCGCUGGUGCUGCUACGGGCGCUGCAGCGCGUGCACCUGGUUCCACACGGACACCAGGCCCCGGGUCCCACAGCCUCGCCUCUGA
Molecule: messenger RNA, 1017 nt
Organism: Lethenteron reissneri (Far Eastern brook lamprey)
Lineage: Eukaryota; Metazoa; Chordata; Hyperoartia; Petromyzontiformes; Petromyzontidae
Product: protein Wnt-7b-like
Biological process (GO): canonical Wnt signaling pathway; positive regulation of JNK cascade; multicellular organism development
Cellular component (GO): extracellular region
Molecular function (GO): cytokine activity; frizzled binding
Source: RefSeq, a predicted model, not a curated record